This is a messenger RNA of Paramecium tetraurelia, 1158 nucleotides long. RefSeq lists its product as uncharacterized. Gene Ontology annotation, molecular function: GTPase activator activity. The transcript is spliced from 5 exons. The record is from RefSeq and is a predicted model, not a curated record. Gene Ontology annotation, biological process: activation of GTPase activity. Lineage: Eukaryota; Ciliophora; Oligohymenophorea; Peniculida; Parameciidae.
AUGUCUUUUUUAAAGAAAUUAUUCAUAAAAUCAGCAAAAGAAAAAGAAAAUCAAUAAGCGCAUCAUAAUAUCAAUCAGAUUUAUAAUACAUAACCAUUCCAAAAGAAAUCAAAUCCAAUUUAUAAUUAUAAUGGUAUAUAACGAAUUGAAUAAUUCGAAAUCAUACUUGAAUAAUAAAUAAUAGACCUUGAACAACUGAAGCAACUGACUUGGAGAGGCGCUCCAUAAGUUUACAGAGCAAAAGCGUGGAAAUUAAUAUUGAAAUACAUUCCACCUAAUCAUAUGAGUUAAACUAGUGUAAUUCAGAAAAAGAGAUAAGACUACCUUCAGUACAUAAAAAAUUACUAUGAACAAAUUCAUGAUAGAGACGAUGGUGAAGAAAAAAUAAUUAAAAUUAUAUCAAAUGAUGUAUUACGAACCUAACCAGAUUAUCUACUGUUUAGAGACCCUAAAAUCUAGGAUCUAUUCAAAAGAUUACUUUUUAUUUGGAGUCAAAGGCAUCCAAUGAGCGGUUAUGUCUAAGGAAUAAAUGAUAUUGCAGCUCCAUUGAUAGCUGUGCUUCUUAAUGAAUAUGUCAGAGUAGAUUUUAAUAAAUUUGAUGUACCUCCAGAAUUUCAUAAACUUCCCGAUGACAUACUCCUAGAUGUAGAGGCUGAUAUUUAUUGGUGUCUUUGCAAAAUCAUUGAAAACAUCCAAGAUUAUUUCAUCCACAAUUAACCUGGUGUGUCUCUAGCAUAUGAAAAAAUAAAAAAUAUACUGAAUACAAUUGAUCCAACAAUUUUAGAAUACUUUCAUUAACAACAAAUAGACUUUAAUCAUUUUGCUUUCAGAUGGGUUAUUUGUCUGCUUAUUCGAGAAUUCCCUCUCUACUUGGCUAUCAGAAUAAUGGAUACUUACCUAUCCGAAGGAGAUAACAUAGCAAAUCUUCAUAUAUACACUGUUUCCAAUUUGAUUCUGAAAUGUGGACCUGAGAUUAAAAAUAAAAACAUGGGGGAUGCUGUCAUCUUUUUACAAAACCUUCCUACUAAAGAUUGGACGGAAUUAGAUAUUGAAAUGCUAUUACAAGAAGCCUAUGUGUUUAAGGAGUAUAUGACUAACAAACAAAGUUUGAAUUAAUCAAUGACUUCCAAUUAAUCAAAUCGAAAUUCCAAUAAAUGA